AUGACGAGCAAGAUCCAUCUUGGAUGAAUAGCUCAGACUUUUCUGACAGAAGCUGAGGUAGAAACUAGGCGGCCAAAGAGUCAUCAGAGGCAGGUAGCUAAGAUAUCCAAAUCUAGCAACAUCGAGACUGGAGAGAAAAUUAGGAUUGAUUUUAAUAAGAUGCUCAAUAAAUAACUGGAAAAACACUGUUGAGAAAUUCAUAGAGCACUUGCAGCCAAUGAGUUACUAUAAGCCCUUACCUCUGAAGGCAGGGCCUGAGUUUUUCAGGCUCUUCGUUGAGAAUACUCAGUUUUUAAAAUAAUGCACAAAUAAAUAUCCCUCAGACUAUCGGGUUGUUCAACGACAAGUUUUACAUGAGGACAUCUGUUGAAGAAGAUGGCAAGCAAGGCCAUAUUACAGUCACUAGUAUAUUUAAAGAGGAAUCUAUUUGCGAAGAACUAGCUUCUAUUGCCAAGAAUGUAUACAAAAAGAAAAUUUCAGAGGAUAUGCCAGCCAUGAUCUUUAAAAGAGAAGGGUAUAACGAGAUCUCUGACUGGACCAACUUCAAAUAUGAUCUUAGUGGUAGAAAGCUUGAUUUCAACUGCAUCGCUCAGCAGUAUCUCUAUCCAUUUGGAGGCAAAGCAUGCUGAGUCAGGUUUAUUUACUAUAAUCCAGCCUGAAACUUAGACAAUAAUCAAAGUUUCUCCAUGAAUGUUGCUAAUAAAUUGAAAAUUGAUGAGAAAGAGAAGAAUAAAGAAUAUAGUCUUCAGAGUAGAUGCACAUUUGUAAAGGAAAAUAGGAACUCCUAUGAUCUCUACAUUACUAACAAAGGUGGUCCAAAGCAGAGGGAGUAUGAAAGAAUUGCAGAAAUUAUCAUCCAAAUGGUCAUGAAAGUCUAUAAGAUCAGGAUAACUAAGCUGGUCUUGGAUUUCAUCCAAGACCAGGAACGUGUUCAUUAUUUAGUGGCUAUUCCUUCCUUUGAGGUUGAUAAGUAUAUUAGAUUCCUUCACCCUGACACCUCUUUGUUCACAAAGCCAAAGCUCACCUCAAAACAGAUCUUUGAGGAUAAGUCAGCACUGGUUUAUUGCAAACUUUGUAAAGUGGCUUUUAUGAAAAAUGAAGUUAGUAAGAUUGUUACUAUGAAGAUGAUUUCUGAGCUCAGAGGUCAUUAUAAUAAACGAGGAAUUUUCAAGUUCGACCAUUUCACUAAAUUUAAGGACACAAAACGAACUUGAAAAGUUUGAGAACUUUGAUACAUGAUAGUGAUCGCUGAGCAUGAAUUGAUGAAAAUAGAGCACCAAUUUGCGAUAUAUCAGGGCAUCCCAGUGCAUGAGGAGAAUAACCCGAAACAUUCUAAAGCUCAUCAUAGGACAAAUAUGGUCCGGCCUGAGGACAUUCAGGGAAAAUUAAAGCAAUGGCGGAUCUUGUUUUAUCUAGAUUCCCUCAGAGAUGUAAAUAUUCCGAAGUUAAUGAAGCAUAAGCAAGAUGAUGACUCUCUUUACAUCCAGAUUAAGCUAUUUGAUUAUUUCACUAAGUUCAAAAUGAAUGUGAAGAACCCUCUUCAGGAUCUUGAACAAGAUAAUUCAAGUUCUGUAUCUGAGGAAAAUUCCGAUAUUGUUAAUAAAAAAGGCUUUAAUUUACGCCUUAACAAACUUCGGGUGCACUACUUCUUCACUGAGUUUUACCAGAUCAAUAAGUUACUCGAAGAAACAAAGCUAGAGAUCAGAAUCACCUCUGGUGAGGACUGGUCCAAAGUCCUAGCAGUAGGAGCCAUUGCUCCUUUCUAUGACAUGAACCCAGACAAGUAUGAGAUGGUUCAAACUGAAUAUCUACGGGUCCCUUUCUUAUCACAGCAUGUGCCAGAGUUUUACCUGACAAUGAAAUCAGGACUCAAAUACGACAAGGAUAUCCUGGUCGGGAAGACCAAUGAAGAUACAAGUGAGAAUUUACCAGGUAAUGAAAACUCCAACCAGAAAGAUGUUAAAGAGGAAGAAAAAUUGACUUUGUAUCAGUUCAAUGAUGUGCUCUUUCCAGAGAACCAUUACUAUAAUAGUGAUUCACUCCCGAUAGAGUGGAUGGAGAUCUUUGAGACCAAAGAGACACUAAAGGAACUGGAACAAGAUUCAAUGAUUUCAAAUAUGUUUACCCAGAGUGUCGAUAAAGAUCAGAUUGAUAAAACAGAAGAACCUAGAUCUUUCUUAAACAGGACAAUCCUCAAGGCCAAAUAUCAAAGAAAGAAGGCAGCUGAUAUUGCAAAAGCAGCAGGUAGAAAUUUUAUAAAAGAGAAUAUUACUGCUUCGACAGUGAUGAAGCCAACUUCCUCAGAGAAGGAAACCUCUAAGAAAAGGCCAGCCACUGCUUUCUCUAAUGCCAAAAAAUUUAGCAGGUUUUUCAGUUCAAGGAAUAGACCUGAUUUCUUAUUUGAGACUUCAAAUAUGGGCUUUAUGUCUCAUAGAAAUGAUGUAUCGAAAGAUCCCUGGGAAGAGGUCAAACUAGGAUUCAAUUCUAGCUCAGAUGCCCUGAGGAUUACUGGAAGUCACAGACCUGUCAGUGCAUUCGAGCAAUUCAAUAAGACUAACAAGACCAGGCUUCUUCUGAACCAUAAAAUUCCUGAGAAAUUGCAACAGAAAAUUUGUAAAAGGAAGAAAAGAAGGAGAAGAUUCAAGAAGAAGAGUAAGCCAUUCUUAUGGCAGUAUUUGGAAGACCAAACUAAGACUAUGGCAGGAAGCUCUUUUAUCAGACCAACUAGCGCUAGGAACAUGUUCAGGAACAAUCUGGCAAAGAAAAAGAGCCUUAAACAGCUAUUCGACCUUGUUAGUGGCCAAAAAAAAGCCAGUAGAAGUAGAGUCGUCUCUGCAAGACCACACAAGUUCAACCAAGACAUGGAAAGAUCAAGCUCAAACGUUAUGUAGCUGGUUUAAAU
Moneuplotes crassus is the source of this 2902-nucleotide messenger RNA. NCBI's taxonomy places the organism in Eukaryota, Ciliophora, Spirotrichea, Euplotida, Euplotidae. The record is from the annotation of a GenBank genome assembly.